AUGAGUCUUCAACGGUGCAAUCACGACCCUUUCUUUAAUGAAUUAGCUGUCUACCGUUACCGGCAGGGAAUGUACAAAGUGGCUCGCGAUUAUUUGCAUACUGCCUUCUCAUUAGCAAAUGAGCAUCAAUGUAAAAGGAGCCCCAUUUGGGAAAAGAUCAGGCCAACUUGGGCCAUAUAUACCGUCAUCCACCGUGAGUUACUGCAUUCUGCCAUCAUCGACAGUUUCAAGACAAGUUAUGUAUUCAAGCCAGAUCAGUCAUGCUUGGCCGGCUCGUUUGAUGUCUUUAAAAUGGCAAAUUCCAUUGGGCUCAAGCAGGAUCAAGUCGCUAUUGAAUUAGAGCAAGAUGUACGCUAUAUGUGUGAUCACACCCAAGAGCAUCCAUCUGUACUAUUUACUGAGGAUGCCAUGAUUGUUAAUCAAGGAAAUUUGCGGCCUAGAGAAUCAGGAGAAUAA
Mucor velutinosus is the source of this 456-nucleotide messenger RNA. RefSeq lists its product as uncharacterized. The record is from RefSeq and is a predicted model, not a curated record. NCBI's taxonomy places the organism in Eukaryota, Fungi, Mucoromycota, Mucoromycetes, Mucorales, Mucoraceae. Bases 1 to 456 code for a protein of 151 amino acids. The transcript is spliced from 2 exons.